This is a messenger RNA of Pteropus alecto (black flying fox), 2930 nucleotides long. RefSeq names its product cholinergic receptor muscarinic 4 (gene CHRM4). Bases 113 to 1549 code for a protein of 478 amino acids. Gene Ontology annotation, molecular function: G protein-coupled acetylcholine receptor activity; G protein-coupled serotonin receptor activity. Gene Ontology annotation, cellular component: synapse; plasma membrane; dendrite. The transcript is spliced from 2 exons. Lineage: Eukaryota; Metazoa; Chordata; Mammalia; Chiroptera; Pteropodidae. The record is from RefSeq and is a predicted model, not a curated record. Gene Ontology annotation, biological process: G protein-coupled receptor signaling pathway, coupled to cyclic nucleotide second messenger; chemical synaptic transmission; adenylate cyclase-inhibiting G protein-coupled acetylcholine receptor signaling pathway.
GCCCGCCCCACCCGCUGGCCCGCGGGGCCGCCCUCCUAUCCCGCCGUCUGUCAGGUGCGAGGGGAGCGGGGAGGAGGUGUCUGACACUGCCCACUCAUCCCUGCGAACCAAAAUGGCGAACUUCACGCCAGUCAAUGGCAGCGCUGGCAACCAGUCUGUGCGCCUCGUCACAUCAGCCCAUAACCGCUAUGAGACGGUGGAAAUGGUAUUCAUCGCCACGGUGACAGGCUCGCUGAGCCUGGUGACUGUCGUGGGCAACAUCUUGGUGAUGCUGUCCAUCAAGGUCAACAGGCAGCUGCAGACAGUCAACAACUACUUCCUCUUCAGCCUGGCAUGUGCUGAUCUCAUCAUAGGCGCUUUCUCCAUGAACCUCUACACCGUGUACAUCAUCAAGGGCUACUGGCCUCUGGGCGCCGUGGUCUGUGACCUGUGGCUGGCCCUGGACUAUGUGGUGAGCAAUGCCUCUGUCAUGAACCUUCUCAUUAUCAGUUUUGAUCGGUACUUCUGCGUCACCAAGCCCCUCACCUACCCAGCCCGGCGCACCACCAAGAUGGCAGGCCUCAUGAUCGCUGCUGCCUGGGUCCUGUCUUUUGUGCUGUGGGCGCCUGCCAUCUUGUUCUGGCAAUUUGUGGUGGGCAAGCGGACAGUGCCAGACAAUCAGUGCUUCAUCCAGUUCCUGUCCAACCCGGCGGUGACCUUUGGCACGGCCAUCGCUGCCUUCUAUCUGCCCGUGGUCAUCAUGACGGUGCUCUAUAUUCACAUCUCCCUGGCCAGUCGCAGCCGAGUUCACAAGCACCGGCCCGAAGGCCCUAAGGAGAAGAAGGCCAAGACUCUGGCCUUUCUCAAGAGCCCCCUCAUGAAGCAAAGUGUCAAGAAACCCCCGCCGGGAGAAGCUGCUCGAGAGGAGCUGCGCAACGGGAAGCUAGAGGAGGCCCCUCCACCCGUCUUGCCACCCCCACCGCGCCCGAUGGCCGACAAGGACACUUCCAAUGAGUCCAGCUCAGGCAGUGCCACCCAGAACACCAAGGAACGACCACUCACGGAGCUGUCAACCACAGAGGCCACCACGCCUGCCAUGCCCGCCCCUCCCCUACAGCCACGGGCCCUCAACCCGGCCUCCAAAUGGUCCAAGAUUCAGAUUGUGACGAAGCAGACAGGCAAUGAGUGUGUAACAGCCAUCGAGAUUGUGCCCGCCACGCCAGCUGGUAUGCGUCCGGCAGCCAAUGUGGCCCGCAAAUUUGCCAGCAUCGCCCGGAACCAGGUGCGCAAGAAGCGGCAGAUGGCAGCCCGGGAACGCAAGGUGACACGGACCAUCUUUGCCAUUCUGUUGGCCUUCAUCCUCACCUGGACGCCCUACAACGUCAUGGUCCUGGUGAACACCUUCUGCCAGAGCUGCAUCCCUGACACAGUGUGGUCCAUUGGCUACUGGCUCUGCUAUGUCAACAGUACCAUCAACCCUGCCUGCUAUGCCCUCUGCAAUGCCACCUUCAAAAAAACCUUCAGGCACCUGCUGCUAUGCCAGUAUCGGAACAUUGGCACUGCCAGGUAGGCAGGCAGGAGUGCCAUAGGAGGUGCUGGUGGUCGCAUGUGUGUACUGGGGGACCACAUGGCUCAGCUGCAGUGGGGGUGAGAUUUGGAAGCUCCUCUCCGUGUUCGUGUUUGCUGAAGAGGAGAACUGAGGUUCCCAAGACGCUGUGAGACUCAGGAAAAGGCUCUGGCUGGAUUCAGACAGACCAGAUCUCUGUUCAGGCCGAGGAGGGUCAGCCCCAGAUGUCUGAUCCGGGACUGCCUGACCCAUCUCUGUUGUCCUGCCUCAGGGAGCUGGGGAGCACUGGCCUAUGUGGGCACCUGCCCCACUAUGACCAAAUAGUGUGGCUGAAAGAAGGGACAUCUGGAGGGGAGCAGGAGCCCAGGACCCCCUUGGGAGGAGCAGAGGCCAGCGCUUGGGAAAGAAGGCUGGGGAAGGGAAGGGAAGAGUAGGGUCCCUCAUUCUGUUAUAAUCGGUGCUUUCUGCCCCCUGCACCCCGCAUGUAGACUCAGCCCUCUCUUCCCAAAUCCCACAUCAGGGGUAGAAAUCUCCCCUUGCUGCAGCUACUCAGCCAGGUUCUGGUUGGAUGGGUGGGUGGGCUGACUAUGGGCCAGGCAGAGUGGGCUCUGAGGCAAUCUUGCUCCCCGCUCCAGCACAGUCCUGGUCAGGUUCAGGAUGGGCCAGCUGAAAGGUCAGGGAUUCUGGGAUUCACUGAGGAACUGAGGUCUGGCAUCCUGUGGUCUCAGUCUGAGCAAGGAAUGGCCCAAAUGCUUCUGAAGAGCCCUCCCCUCUCCCCAAGAAGAGGGCUUGUCUCAGGUGGCACAUAGGGAAGGUGGGGCAGUGGUGGGCAGUGUUCCCCACUGGGCUCUGCAGUUUGAAGGAGGCCUCGGUAACCAGAGAAUAGAAUGGACUUUACCCACACUUUAGUACCAAUGGGGAUAUGGGUUGUAAGGCUGGCAAGCAACCGCCAUCCCUGCCCCGCGGGUGGAUAGAGCCUUCCUGAUUGGCACUGGGUUGGACGGAUAAAGACCUUUGCCUGGGUGAGGCUGAGAUGGGAGUGUCAGCUCUAGUGAGUUUUCUGGGUUCCCUCCUCCAGCUCUGGUGUGCCCCGCCCUCCUGCCCAGAGAAACCAAGACUGAAAGGCUCAGGGGACUUGAUGGGGGCACCCUUUCAUGCAUGGGUCAGCAGAGGGCCCUGGAAGAAAUUUUCUUAACUGUUUAGCUUUUUCCAUGAGCUUUCCAUGAGCUCUGGGGAGCAUCAAGCCUCCAAGAAAGUCACCGUUCUCUCGAACCUUCUCUUCCCACUACGUCCUCCCCCCCCUCAACAAGUUACCACAGCAAACUCCCCCGGAAGGGGCUUUUAUAUAUUAAAAAAAAAAAGCUUUUAUUGGGAAAAAAAAAGA